UUGUAAUCCAGAAUCAGAGAGGAACAAUGUGGUCGGCCUAGGAUCAGAUAGAGAAAUAUGCAGAAAUGAUUUAAGUACAGCCUGUAACCAAUGGGAAGCACAAGCUUAGGUCAGUUUAGUUUCUUACCUUUAAUUUGGAUAGUUUCAUAACCUUAAGGAAGGGGAGAAUAGUGCCUACCUGCUUUGAUUUACAAGAAAGGGAGACUGCACAUGAAUAAUGUGCUUGAAGGUUUGAUAAAGCACUAUGGAUUACUAUACAAUAUCCUUACAGAAGCAACACGAAAUCAGGAUUCAGCCAGAAGAUAUAGCUUCCAGCUCUCACACUUUUAAACAGAAAUUUUUCACAAAGUCAAAACCUUGUGCAGUCUGCAAGCAACUUGUGAAUGACCACGGAAUUUCAUGCCGAGUCUGCAAGUAUGUCUGUCACAAAAGAUGUGAAUUAAAGGUGGUGACUCCAUGUUUUCUUCCUGUGAAUUAUGAGUUGCCUAACAACAUUGAUGCUUGUUUGAGCCAUGUAAAUGAAUCAGAGUUAAACCGCUUUUCAAAAAGUUCAUCCUUUUCCUGUGACAAAUUGUCUCAAAACAUGGACUUUGACCGCAUUAUGGAGGAAGGUUAUGAACUCGACCUCACCUUUAUCACAGAGCGAAUAAUCUCUGUAUCCUUCCCCAGUAGCUGUUCAGAUGAAAUUUAUCUUCACAACCUCCAUGACGUGACCCGCAUGCUGAAAUCAAAACAUGGAGAUAAUUAUUUGGUAUUAAAUCUAUCAGAAAAGCGUUAUGAACUUUCUAAACUUAACACUAAGGUAAUGGAUUUGGGCUGGCCUGAUCUGCAUGCCCCCCCUCUAGAUAAAAUGUGCACCAUAUGCAAGGCAAUGGAAACUUGGCUGAACAGUGAUCCUCUGCAUGUGGUUGUAAUUCAUUGCAGAGGUGGAAAAGGAAGAAUUGGAGUUGUGAUAUCAUCUUACAUGCACUUUACAAAUGUUUCUGCAAGUGCUGACCAGGCUUUAGAUCGCUUUGCAAUGAAGAAAUUUUUUGAUGAUAAAGUGUCCAUGCUUAUGCAGCCGUCUCAGAUAAGAUAUGUCAGUUUCCUGAACGGCCUCCUCUCUGGUGUGGAGAAGAUGAAUGCUACACCGCUCUUUUUGCAUUACGUUAUUCUUCAUGCCAUUCCCAACUUUGAUACAGGUGGAGUAUGUCGACCCUUUAUAAAAAUUUACCAGGCGAUGCAACCUGUGUUCACAUCUGGAAUUUACAAUGUUGGACCAGAAAACCAAAGCAGAGUUUGCAUUGCAAUUGAACCAGCUCAACUUAUCAAAGGUGACAUUAUGAUCAAAGGUUACCAUAAGAAAUACCGUUCUGUAACCCGUGAUGUCAUUUUCAGGCUGCAGUUCCAUACAGGGGCUGUGCAUGGCCACCGACUGAUUUUUGGAAAAGAAGAGUUAGAUCAUGCAAACAAAGAUGACCGAUUUCCGGACUAUGGCAAAAUUGAAUUAGUUUUUUCAGGGACUCCAGAAAAGAUUUUAGGUUCAGAAAACCUUCAGAACAAUCCAGGAGUAACAGUAGAUUACAAUACAUGUGAUCCUUUGAUACGAUGGGAUUCUUAUGAAAAUACAAGUAUAAAUGGAGAAGUUUACCACAUUCCAACGCACAUCUUGAAAGUUCCCCACACACAAGGCCCUCUUGAUGGAAGUUUGUAUGCCAAAGUAAGAAAGAAAAGCCUUUCUGAUGGCUCUGUUACAGUUAUUGACUCUGGGGUUCCCUUGACAAGCAGCCCUGAUCAUAGUGAUCAUACUUUGUCUGUCAGCAGUGAUUCAGGGCAUUCUACUGCUUCUAUAAGGACAGAAAGAACAGAAGAAAAGGUUGUAUCAAAAGUCAGAAGAGGUCUGAGUCCAAAAGAGAAGGCAGAACUGGACCAACUACUUAGUGGGUUUGGAGUAGAUAACCAGACGUGCUCACAGAAGGAUAUGACUGAUGCUCAAAACAAGUACAGUGGGACACGACUUAUAGUCCCUGCUGAAAUUCAUGUGAAUGGAAACACUAAGCUCAAAGACAGAGAAACUGAUAUUUUAGAUGACGAAAUGCCAAAUCACGAUUUACACAGUGUUGACAGCAUUGGCACUUUGUCUUCAUCAGAAGGGCAACAUUCUAACAAUCUUGGAAACUUUAGUUGCCAUAAAAGCAGUCAAAACUCAUUGCUGUCUGAUGGCUUUUGCAGUAACACUGGAGAUGAACACAACCACAGUUUAGCACCUGACCUAGGUAUUAGUAUUGACCAUAUGUAUGAAAGGUCAUAUAACAUCAAUGAACCAAAGCAAGUUCAGCAGCCAACUGCUCCACCUCCUCCUUAUGUACAAAGCAACUAUUCAACGCAGACUUGGGUGCGCCAACAGCAAAUGGUUAGUUCACAUCAAUACAGCUAUCCUGAUAAUGAAAGUCGAUUUGGUGUACAUGGCUCAUUACAUUCAACCCCUAACACAACAGAAAUGUCCAAAGUCCCUUCUGUAUCUAACAGAAGUUUUAGCAGAAAAGAUACUGUGCAAAGGAGUAUGUCAAAUUUCACUCCAGACCAGGUUCCAGAAAGCUCCCGGCAUGCAUCUUCAACACAAAAUCCACCUAAUGGGAUAGAAGUGAAGAAUGAAGAAAUGCCUUCCUCCCCAACAUUGGAUAUAGACCAGUCAAUUGAGCAACUUAAUAAAUUAAUCUUGGAGUUGGAUCCAACUUUUGAACCAAUUCCGACUCGAAUGAAUUCUAGUGCAACAAAUACAAAUGCACUUAUUACUGAUGUUGAUAACCGUGACCUUCAUACGCCUUUAGAUGCAGAGAAAAGAAGAAAACUCUUCCAAGAAGGUGCGCAGGUGAAUGCAUCAUUGGCCAGAGCUCGAAAGCUUAGUUUUGGCCAGUAUGAUAAUGAUACACCAGAUCCACAGUAUGCUAGAUAUGUAUGGAAGAAAUCUCCAGAGCAAGAUUCAACAUCCAGGUCAUUUACAGUGAUGAGGCAAUCCCAGUCAAAAGAGGAGACAUUUUCUAGUUUCCAGGGGGAUUUUGAUGAAGUAGAUAACCCCUUCAGCUGUGCAAAAAAUGGGAAUGAAGUUGUUCCACCUACUCCAGCUUUUCCUAUUUCACCGGAAACACCUUAUGUGCGAACACCUCCAAAUUAUAAUCAAAUGUUUGAGGCAGGCCAUCAGUUUUGUAACCCUACAGAUAUGUAUAAAACCGAGCAUGAGAUGAAAAAUUACAGUGACGGCCUUAAACAGAGAAUCCUUCCUUCUGACCAUUCGGUUGGGACAAAUUCUGUAUUCUACAUGACGGAAUUGGAAAGAUCUUCAAUCCAGGGGUCUCCAAAUCCUGCACCCAGAACAGAGAGCAUUUCAGAAGUUGAACAUUUAUGGAAUGAAAAUGCAACAAAACCUUUGUUUGCCUAUCAAUCUUCAUUAAAGAGCAGAAGCAGGUCACCAGUAAGUGGUCUGCAGUCAUCAGGGUUUCUGAACUCUGAGAGAUCAAUACUAACCAAAGAGUCCCCAUCUGGGCUUCAGGCUCUUGCAAUAAACAGUCAGGAUUGUGCACCUACUGAUCUACCAGAGAACUCUUCAAGCAAAAAUAAGCAGGCAUAUCUGAACUUUGAGAGUCAUGUUACUGCCAGCAAUAGUCCUCUGGUAGAUGAGAAACAUGUAUCUUUUUUCUCAGGUGAAAAUGGUUCCCCUAAAACCAUAAGAACACAGUUUUCCAUGGACAAUAACAGCUCACAAAGCCAAGGCAGUCCGGUUCUACACCAUGUAGUAAAAAGUCUUCAUUCACAGCCCCCUCUACCUGAGAAAAAGAGAAUUUCUGAAGGGGAAAGAUCAUUUGGCUCUGUUUCUCCGUCUUCAAGUGGCUUCUCAAGUCCACACAGCGGCAGUACAAUCAGCAUUCCAUUUCCCAAUGUGCUGCCUGAUUUCUCAAAAGUUCUAAGUGAAUCUCCUCUCCCAGAAAAUUCAACUGAUAAGAUGACAGUGAAAUUUGUGCAAGACACCUCCAAAUUCUGGUAUAAGCCUGAUAUCUCAAGAGAACAAGCUAUUGCAGUUCUUAAGGACAAAGAACCCGGUUCCUUUAUUGUCAGGGAUAGCCAUUCCUUCAGAGGAGCCUAUGGGUUAGCUAUGAAGGUUGCUACACCACCUCCAUCUGUGGUACAGCUAAACAAAAAAGUUGGAGAUCUGGCAAAUGAACUUGUACGGCACUUCUUAAUUGAAUGCGUUCAAAAAGGUGUCCGCUUGAAGGGAUGUCCAAAUGAACCGUAUUUUGGGAGUUUAACAGCUUUGGUUUAUCAACAUUCCAUUACACCACUGGCACUGCCUUGUAAAUUACUCAUCCCUGACAAAGAUCCAUUGGAAGAGAUUGCAGAGACAGCCCCACAGACUGCUGCAAACUCUGCUGCAGAAUUACUCAAGCAGGGAGCAGCAUGCAAUGUUUGGUAUCUGAAUUCAGUGGAAAUGGAGUCCCUUACAGGAUAUCAAGCAGUGCAGAAAGCACUGAGUAUAAGCCAAGUGCAGGAUCCACCGCCCAUCUCCACUGUAGUACACUUCAAGGUGUCUGCUCAAGGAAUCACUCUAACAGACAAUCAACGGAAAUUGUUCUUCAGAAGACACUAUCCAGCAAACACUGUGAUAUUCUGUGCCCUGGAUCCACAAGACCGAAAGUGGACAAAAGAUGGACUUUCAGCAAAAGUCUUUGGCUUUGUAGCCAGAAAGGGCAAUGGCAAUGACAACAUCUGUCAUCUCUUUGCUGAACAUGAUCCAGAGCAACCAGCAAGUGCCAUUGUUAACUUUGUGUCUAAAGUCAUGAUUGGUUCUCAGAAAAAAAUGUAGAGCUGCUUCUUGAAAAUUUACUUACAUUUUGAACUCUUGUUUAAAGACUAUGAACCACUCAAAUUUUACUUUUCAUAAUCCCAAGAAAAAAAAAUAUGAUAUGGAGAUAAAAUAAUUACAAGACUGUAAGAAUAAGUAGAAAAAAACUAUAUAUAUAUAUAUAUAUAUAUAUAUAUAUAUACACACACACUCACACAUAUAUAUAUAUAAAGCAAAUACCGUCUGUUGUAUUCACAUUCACAUUAUUAAGUGCUUUGAAUCAUUCAGAUGCUCUAUACUAUUCCUCCUUUGUUGUGAAAUUUAGAUUUUUUUAUCUUUUAUAAGAAAAAAAAAAAACUCUUUUAAAGAUACAGUGUUUGCAGAUCUCAUAAAUCUCAAAAUUAUAAUCCAUCUAAGAACAGUUGAGCACACGCCAAGUUGUUUUUUAUUCUUAAACAUUUCUGAGGUGUGCUGUCAAUAGUUUACAUACAAGCUCCUCUAUUGACUUCAUUACUCUUCAGUUGUGCUUAACAGUAUUAAAUCUGGUUGUAAAAACUAAUUAAAGUUAAAAAGCAACAAUUUCUAUAAUAACCCUGCUUUUUUGGGAUUAAAAUGAAUGUUUAAGCAAGUCUAUUAAAAUGGUAUGUGCAGGUGGUUUUUGACAGAGCUGAGAAUUGAGUAUAUAUUGAUAGGUGGUAAAAGAAAGUGAUCAGUUUUUGAAGGUAUAAUGUAAGUGAAAAGUUGCAGGGACGGUAGGUGGUAUUAAACAAAUGUGAAGAAUGAUAGUUUUUUGUGAUGACAAGGGUAUGUUUUUCCCAAUCACAUAGUAAAUCUUGUAAAAGGUAAAUCUUUUUUGAUGAGUACUGUUGCAUACCGCUGAUGCUGGACUCAUUUUCUCAGAUAAAAACACAGACCAAACUAGGCGUUCCAAUACAACUAUGAUUAUCAUCUCCUAAAAUAAAUCGCACAGAUGUAGCCACGCUCAUUGUUGCUGCACUUGUCGCACCAGGCGGCCGCCCAUAGGAAUGAAUAGCAUUUGUAUGCAUGCAUGCACGCACCUCAUUUGCGGGCACACCAGUUGCGCCACCCAUAUUGCGAUGCGUAUGCAUCACGGCAUGGAUGAACAUAGCUACACCUGUAGUAGAAAAGUGAUGCUUAAAGGAUCUGUAUUGAAUUGUCUAAAAAAGAGAGUUCGUAAUUGAAGAAUUUGCCUUUACAUUCUUUUUUUUCCGCUCUCGAAGUUGUAAUCAAACAGCAAAUAGCACAAAUGAAGUUUUAUUUUCUUUAUUACCUCUCUAAGAGAUUAGGUGUGUAAGCUCCCUUAUCACAUUACAUGGUCUCGAAAGUGUUUAGAAUGUAUUUUUAAAUGUAGGAAAGCUGCUAAUUUUUUUAGAAAGGCCCAUAAAUCCACCAAUGUUCAAAUAAUGAUCCUACCAUACUUGUUUUUUUUGUUACAUAGAAAACUACAAAAGGGUGAUUACUAGAGCAAUGCUAGCAAAUAAUUUUCUGCAAAUGCAUGGUAGCCUGGAAAGACAAUAUUCAAAAAUAUACAUCCAUGUACAGUAUCUUUUAGACAUAUCUGCAUUUAGUUUCAAAACAUUUUCCAGUUAAGGUGAUAAAACGAUUAAGGGCAAAUAAUAAAAGCUGCAUCAUUACCUUCCAUCCCAAAAAGCUACAAAGACCAAUUGUACAGUAUGUAUAUUCUGUAAAUGAGGAUAAGUGCAUUUUAAUAUGUUAAGGUGUUGUUUUGCUCCCUGCUUUGUUUAGUUUUUCAUUUAAUUUUAUUUCUUCAUUUUCAGGAUUACAAUCCAGAAUAUAAAAAACCAUUAUAGCAAACAACCUUUUUUUAUUUGUAAAUUUAUCAGAACACUUGCUAUCAAUUAUUUUUGUGCUUCUGCCUUUUACCAUUUAUACAAAGAAAAAAUUGCCAUAUUUUAAUGUUGUAUAAAAUGAAAUGUAAAUGUAUUUUCAUAGUUUGUAUUUUAUUUCUUAUGCUGGCUUUUUUUGUUUUAAUUCAGUUAGUGUUACUGCAACAACUGUUGUCCAUGAGAAGGGUUUAGACAAUGACUAAAAUAUACCUUAAUAUGCGAAACAAGUGUAUUAUGAUGUAACACUACUUUUAAUUAAAAUUAUUCAAGUACAUCUAAGGUUAUUAAAUAUAAAAUCAAAUUAUAUAACUUUAAACAGUAAAUAAAAACGUUUUUUUGUAAGGACUGAUUUUUUUUCAGGCACAAUCAUAGUUAUCAUUAAGUGUUUUUUUUUCCCUUUUUUGUUUGUGAUUUAUUGUUUCCUUGGAGUACCUUUUAUUUUGAUUUGUAGCACCCAUAUGAGUUUCUUUAGAUGCACAAAUAUUUGUUUAUUUAAAUGCUCCCUUUUCUACUUUGGCUAUACAGUCUUGUAAUUAUUUUGAUUUAGUGUUAAUAUAAAGUUUGUUUUAAUUACUAUUUUGAAGUAAUCUAUUCCCAGUAUAACUAUGUUAUAUUUGUUAAACUUGGGCUUUUUAUGGACCAACCUGAAGUCAGUGUACUUUUUUUAAAACUUUGACACGCUUUUGUAGUGUAUGCAUUCUUUUAAUGGUAUAUUACCAUAUCAUUUUUUUAUAUAUGAAAUAUUUUAAUGCUGCACAGAAUUAACCGUAGAUGGUAAAUGUGAAUAUGGAUUCAUUUACAAUUUUCAGAUUUAAAGAAAUAUUUCAGUACUUCACUUUGUAGUUUUGGUUAGAUUUUACACAGGUACUGUGAUAUUUUUACACAGAGUAUGAUUGAAUAAAACAUAUGCCAUGAAUCAUGUUUUUUUUUUCUUCCCCUUUUUAUUAUAUAUAUAUAUAUAUAUAUAUAUAUAUAUAUAUAUAUACACACAGGUUGAGUCUCCCUUAUCCAAAAUGCUUGGGACCAGAGGUAUUUUGGAUAUGGGAUUUUUCCGUAUUUUGGAAUAAUUGCAUACCAUAAUGAGAUAUCAUGGUGAUGGGACCCAAGUCUAAGCACAGAAUGCAUUUAUGUUACAUAUACACCUUAUACACACAGCCUGAAGGUCAUUUUAGCCAAUAUUUUUUAUAACUUUGUGCAUUAAACAAAGUGUGUCUACAUUCACACAAUUCAUUUAUGUUUCAUAUACACCUUAUAUACACAGCCUGAAGGUCAUUUAAUACAGUAUUAUUAAUAACUUUGUGUAUUAAACAAAGUUUGUGUACAUUGAGCCAUCAGAAAACAAAGGUUUCACUAUCUCACUCUCACUCAAAAAAGUCCGUAUUUCGGAAUAUUCCGUAUUUCGGAAUAUUUGGAUAUGGGAUACUUAACCUGUAUAUAUAUAUAUAUAUAUAUAUAUAUAUAUAUAUACAGGUUGAGUAUCCCUUAUCCAAAAUGCUUGGUACCAGAGGUAUUUUGGAUAUCGGAUUUUUCCGUAUUUUGGAAUAAUUGCAUACUAUAAUGAGAUAUCAUUGUGAUGAUGAAAAACAAAGGUUUCACUAUCUCACUCUCACUCAAAAAAGUCUGUAUUUCGGAAUAUUCUGUAUUUCGGAAUAUUUGGAUAUGGGAUACUCAACCUGUAUGUGUAUAUAUAUAUAUAUAUAUAUAUAUAUAUCUGUACUGCUAUUACAGUGUUAAUACAUACAAAUGCAAUUUUGCUAUAAAAAAAAAAGCGCCAUGUUUAAAUAAAACGAUGCCAGUGUAUUUAUCACCCUUAUAUAAUUUCAUUUAUUACUUACUUGCAAAUUCUUUUACUUUUUUGCUGUAAAAAUGUAUCCACUAUGUAAAAAUGAAUGCUCUACACAUCAUUUGUAUAGCCUUUUACUCUACCAUUAAAAUAUCAACUUUAUUUAGAUUAUAAUAAAAUGUGAAUUUAAUACAGUGUCAUUAAGUAUUCUUUCAUAAUUGAUUACCUAUCUAAACACUUUGCUUGGCAUAACAUUCAAAACUUUGUAUGUUUGUCAUGUAAAUAAAUAUUUCUGUUUCAAGGGUUCAAGAUAAAUUAAUACGUUUGUGAUAUAGGUGUGACCUUAUUAAAUGGAAGAAGCCUC
Molecule: messenger RNA, 8831 nt
Organism: Pseudophryne corroboree (corroboree frog)
Lineage: Eukaryota; Metazoa; Chordata; Amphibia; Anura; Myobatrachidae
Gene: TNS3
Product: tensin 3
Exons: 33
Coding region: 245-4837 (1530 amino acids)
Biological process (GO): dephosphorylation
Cellular component (GO): focal adhesion
Molecular function (GO): protein binding
Source: RefSeq, a predicted model, not a curated record